CUUCCAGAUGUUGUAAAGAUCAGGAGAGGGCACUCAGUAUAGGCAAUUCGAUCACCUCAGUUGACUGACAAUUAAAGUGUGUGACUUGCCUUCCUCUCCGUGUUGGUGCAGUAGGUUAUGGGCUUUCCCUGUGACAAGACCAUUGCUCUUUAGAUACUGGGGAUGAAAAAAUAUCUGGGAAGUCCUAUGAAUACCAGUAUUGAAUGGCAUGAGGACAGAGUGUCUGCAGGGAUCAUCUGUCUUGCAUGAGACCCAUUCAUUGCCCAUUCCCAUGGAGGUCUUCUGCAGUAUGUAUGGCAAGUGAAACAGGUUCAGUUCAGUGUAUGCCCAUCUAUUCACUAGUUAUCAAACUGAAUAUGUAAAUAUACAUAUAAAUACAAUAACUAUGACAAUUUACAUCUGCCAGCAUUUCUUGCACUCUCAAACAAGUGCAUUUCCCACAUUGCUCAGAAAUGAGCACCUAUCGUGCAAGUGCAGUUACUGACAUCAGCUUUAGUACAUCCACCCUUUCAGUACUCACCCUGUUUGGUUUUCCCUUUUUGGAAAAUGCAGAGGUUUUUGAUAUUACAUAGCCAAAAAAAAAAUUCCUUUGGUAAGUCAGCAUUAAGAUUAUGUAUCUGAGGCAAAGCCAGCAGCUGUUGUGGAGGGGCACUAAUUUGACAGAGCAAAUUCGAACCCCAGCAUUGCCAGGUUCCAUUCUGUGGCCCCUCCUUAUCAGGACACUACCUUGGUUAUUGUGAAUUGGGCAUAUGCUUCCACAGACAUUACAGAAAAACAGAGUGGGUGGAAACCAGUUUUCUAAUACAUAAGAAUGCGUGCAUCUAUAGGUGCAUAUAACUCUUCUGCUUUCCAUUAAAGGAAAACAGAAAUGUUUUUAUUAGUCUGACUAGUAUGGGAUCUCUCCUUUCCCUCUUCUAGACAUGUCACCCAGAGCCAAGAAGCAGUCAGAGCCAAAAAAUAUCUCAAAGCUGAUGAAUUUCCAUGUAAAGUUUUGAUAAUUAGAAAAAGAGAACUGAAAAUACACUUAGGCAGUCCAAAAUUGAAAAUUCUGCUCGUUCGUCUCACUUCUUAUUCCAGAGUGUGUGAAGGUUCUCUCCAGGUCACCAUGUAGUGCUUCACUUAGUACGUUGAUUGGUUUAGCUAAGUCUAAUACAGCGAUGACCUCACCAGUACAUACUGUGCUCCAGUAUUAUUCUGAAGGCACUACGGUGGAAGACAUAAAUCAGUUUGGAAUUAGACUAAAAGAUUAUUUGGAGCAAAGUUUCUGUUCGAGAAAUACGUGUUCAGUCAGCAAAACAAAAACAACUUUUAAAGGUUGUUCUCUGUGGAAAUCACUCUAUGCCCCAUUACCUACUUGAGUGAAACCAGACUAAGAACUUCUGUCAUGGCAGCUUUUCUGCUGGGAGCUGUGUUGCUUAUUGUUCAACCUCAGAUAGUGCCUUCCAGACCGGCUAUAAAUUUGAAGACUGAGGCUUCUUCUCAGUCUGUUCAGAGAGACCUUUUAAGGAAAAUGCCUCAAAAAAAUGACUUCAAGGAAAAUAUUCAUUCUAACGGAUCAUGCCGGCAUCUGCCACAAACUAUCAUUAUUGGAGUAAGAAAAGGUGGAACAAGAGCUUUGCUGGAGAUGUUGAGCCUCCAUCCAGAUAUUGCAGCAGCAGAAAGUGAAGUUCACUUCUUUGACUGGGAAGAUCAUUACAGAAAUGGAUUGCAGUGGUAUAUUAAUCAAAUGCCAUUCUCCUAUCCCCAUCAGAUCACCGUGGAAAAAACUCCAGCAUAUUUCACAUCCCCUAAAGUGCCUGAAAGAGUUUAUAGCAUGAACCAAUCAAUGAGACUACUCCUUAUUUUAAGAGACCCAAGUGAGAGAGUACUAUCAGACUACACACAAGUGUUCUAUAAUCACAUGCAGAAGCACAAGCCGUACCCCUCUAUUGAGCAAUUUCUGAUUAAAGAUGGUGAACUCAAUGUGGACUACAAGGCAAUAAACAGAAGCUUAUACUAUAUUCACAUGCAAAAUUGGCUGAAGUAUUUUCCUCUUGAUCGAAUCCACAUUGUAGAUGGUGAUAAACUAAUCAAAGAUCCCUUCCCGGAAAUAGAGAAGGUAGAGAGAUUCUUGAAGUUAUCACCACAGAUAAAUGCUUCAAACUUUUAUUUCAAUAAAACUAAAGGCUUCUAUUGCCUAAGGGACAGUGGUAGAGAGCGUUGUUUACACGAGUCAAAGGGACGAGCGCACCCACAAGUAGAUACUCGGUUACUGGAGAAACUGCAUGAAUAUUUCCAUGAACCCAACAAGAAAUUUUUUGAGCUUGUGGGUAGGACAUUUGACUGGCACUCAUUUGUGGCAAGUUAGGGAUAAGAUUCAGAAUCUAUGUUCCAGUGUACAUUCAGAAAUUUAAAAAGGGCAUUUAAGCUAUAAUUUAUUUGUAAAAUCCAUAAAUACUUCUGUACAGUGUUAGAUUCACAGUUGCCAUAUAUACUAGUUAUAUUUUUCUACUUGUUAAAUUUAAAAGCAUUUUGUAUUGUUUUUCAUGGUUGUUAACAUUGUGUAUGAUGUGUCUAUAUGAAGAAACUAAAUUAUUUCACUGCAAAAGAUGCUCUCUUGAGAAUGUGUUUUCUUUUUAAUAAAUAAGAAAUUCAUUUCAACAGAACCCUUCUGAAUUAUUUGAAUACUUUGGCCUUUCCGGACUACUCUGGAAUUUCUCCUCUAAUUGCUAAUGAAUAUGCUACACUUUACGUUUCUAUUUUUCUUGCUUUAAAAUGUGGUUUAAUAAUUUAUAUUUCAUUUGAAAAUAUAGCAGUAGUUAGCAAGUUUUUCCAUCCUGCUUUAUAAAAUUAUUUCCUGAUAACACAGUGGUACUUAUACGUGUUGGAACGUGCACAUCCGAAGGACAAUGGAAGUCUCUGUGCAAUAUGACAUUAACUGCUGUACUUACCUUUGUAUUUACUGUUAUAACAAGUUCUCAAAUUCUUUGGCAGUACAGUACAGGUUUCAUGGCAGAUUUCUAAAGGUUCUGUGGGGACCAGCUCAUAAAAUCCAGAGUUGGCUGCAGAAAUAUGGUCAACCUGAAAACUUCCUACGAUCUCUGAAUAUAUAUAUAUACUUCAUAAAGGAGGAGGGUUGAGAGAAGAAUUUAAGCAAUAUAGGGACAUUUUCAAGGUUGAUUGUAACUGUUCCUGCAUUUUAUAGCACAUUUAUGCUUUGCCGUCUCUGAAAACGAACAUUUACACCAGAAAAAUUAGCCGUUAUGUGUUCCAAUAAGCAGUAACUUUUCAUAUAAAUAUUACUAUGCUUCUAUCCCAUUUAAAGCUGUUUUCUAUAACUUGAGCUGGUGCUUCUUGCAACUGAAAAUUGCCCAAGGACUACUGUUAAUUUAAUCUCCUUCCAAGAACCAUGGUGUCACAUCUUAGAUUCGUAUGUUGUGGGAUUAAGCCCAAUUUCAGGAACUUUUAUGGUCUUCCGUCUGCUAAAAUGGAAGUUAGUUUUUAGUACAUUGGUAAAAAUUACAGCUCUCCUUGUCAUCAGUAGUUAUGAUGGCUUGUUAGCCAUCAGUUUCUGGAGUUAGUUAAUCCUGUUUCCACACUAGGUUUACUAUGGUGUUUUCAUUCUGAGCUGAUAAUUUUCAUUUUAUGAUCUUGAGUUUAGUCAUUGAAUGUGCAGUAACAACAUCGUGUAAAUUUGAACUUGUAACUGAUUGUUACAAUCCUUUAUAAAAUUUAAAUGUAGAUUCAUUAAUUCUUUUUCUGGUGAGAUGGUGCAAACUUGGGCACUAUGACAAGGUACAGACUGGAUGCAAAUAUACCAUAUUAUGCUGUUUGCAUGAAAUUUUGCAGAUGCUGCCCCUCUCUCACACACUCCUUGUUCACCUGCCCAAGCUGUAUUCAACCUCAGAGAGGUUGGUGGUGUUUUAUAAAGUAGACCUUUGAUGAAAGCCUACAAUGAAAUGAUAUUGUACUCAAUAAAGUAUUUUCUGAAUUGCAUCUUUCCUUUCUCUUUUGUUCAUCAGUUUCUAGAUCAGAAGACCAGAAUUUAGUAUUCAAUUCCAGUUUAAAUUCCAGUUAAAUGUUACUUAAGAAUUUAGCUACGAUAUUGAUUGGAAAACAGUUCUUUGCUACUGGAUUGUGUCUGUGCGUCCCAAUAUUGGCAUGCAAUAUAUGAGAAGAGGGGAAACUCUAGUGGUAAACACAUCAAAUCUUAUAUGAGGCAGAUGGCAAAAAUAACAGGACUGUAGUACUGUCAUCCUCCUGUUAAAGUUUCAGAAAACGUAAAUUCAGGGAGUUUUUACGUAAGAUGCGACAUUAUUUUUUUUUUUCUACACUCAUUAUUAUCCUAUUUCCUUGCUAUUGUCAUCUCUGUAGGAGCCAUCUGGACCUAAAAGACUUUGGCCCAAAUGAAAAGGUUUCAUACAGUCCCACCUUUACUACUGCCUCCCCACAGUCCCAGCCGACCACGUUCAUUAACUCUUUGCCAGGAAAUGAAAAAAUAUUACCAGGGUAUGUGACCAGGAGCCAGAGGAGUACAAUAAGACAGAGAUGAUCAAGUUCACCUGCAGCAGAUCACACGAGGCAGCAUAGGGCAGGUGUUGAGUAGUGAAUGCUAGAGCAGUAUUGACACAGGGAGUUGGUACUGAGAAUACAUUUAGAUGUAUAAUGCUACUUGAUACCAGUCCCUUGCCUUUCUCCAAGCAGGAUACAUGCAUGUGUCCUGAUGUGUGCCCCCAUCCCCCUUAAUAUAUGUCUCUGUAGAAAGAGAAGUAGACUGUGAACUAUUGGCUCACUACUACCGUGUCAGAGGUAGGACCUCAUAGCAUGUUUUCUGUUGGAUCAGGAGGUGAAGUGACUGCUUCAGGGGACAUCCUGAAGCAGAAGCUCACAUGACUUUUAUACUAGACACUAAGUUCAAAGUGCCCACAGACAGUAUGUCAUACCCAAUGUGUGCGUGUUGCGCAGGGAUGGCAUGAUUGUACAAUAUCUUAUCCUGGGGUUUGCACAGGUCGCUGACUAGGAGCUAUGAAGGUGAUGGACAAUAGACCACACUCACACUAGUAAUAAUAGUAAUAUUUCUUAGUUCCCUUAAGUUCAAGGGUUACAAUACUUAAAACUAGGACUCUUGAGUGUGAUUUUCAGUUUAACAAGAGCAGCAUUCACUUUCCACACAUGCAUUGCUGUAUUUGAAUACACUUGCUAGACUGUAUCUAAAGAAGUGCUAAAUAACAACAAAAAACAACAGAAUAAAGCGAAGAGAGAAUGAAAGAAAGAGACUGAAACACACAUCAGUUGGGACUGUAGAAACACUAAUAGUGAACUCUGAAAUCAUGCUGUAUCUGUUCAUAAAAGAAAAAAAAUCCCUGAAAAUAUCCUUGUGUUAUGCAAUGCAGGUAUGUAUUUCUGUAAAACUACCGUCUCAUGUUUAAAGUACAAAUGCUUGGGUGUUGCUCCAGAGUCCUAUUUCCUCAGGGCAGCUAGCCAAGUGUAUAAUCCUUCUUGCAAAUAUAAAAUAAAUACAACACUUUAUUAGAAUUCAAUGUCCAUUUCAGAGCCUACCACUCCCCUCAAGUACAAUAAAUGCCAACAAAGUCAUUAAUCAGGGUGGCACUGUAGGACUCAGUCUUGCACUUUGCUUCACAACGUGGAUUAGUGUGAGACUUUGAAAGCCAGAUAUUGUGACUGCAGAGGACAAAGUUUAAUCUAGAAGAUUAUCCCAUGAAAACUGCUAAAUGAGCAAGGGAAGGGAAAGAAGUCUCCUAGGAAA
Molecule: messenger RNA, 5746 nt
Organism: Cuculus canorus (common cuckoo)
Lineage: Eukaryota; Metazoa; Chordata; Aves; Cuculiformes; Cuculidae
Gene: HS3ST1
Product: heparan sulfate-glucosamine 3-sulfotransferase 1
Exons: 2
Coding region: 1385-2347 (320 amino acids)
Molecular function (GO): [heparan sulfate]-glucosamine 3-sulfotransferase activity
Source: RefSeq, a predicted model, not a curated record